Aethina tumida (small hive beetle) is the source of this 923-nucleotide messenger RNA. RefSeq names its product 23 kDa integral membrane protein. Lineage: Eukaryota; Metazoa; Arthropoda; Insecta; Coleoptera; Nitidulidae. The record is from RefSeq and is a predicted model, not a curated record. Gene Ontology annotation, cellular component: membrane. The transcript has 5 exons. The coding region runs from base 58 to 699 and encodes 213 amino acids.
UUCUCACUCAACAUCAACGUUUUGCUUGAAUCGAUUUUCAAAGGUUUUGCAUUCAAAAUGAUGACCUGUAGUUUUAAUUUGAUUAAACUGGUGACUUUCAUUGUCAAUUUGGUGUUUUGUAUUGUUGGUUUGAUUUUCAUUGGAAUAGGUUCGUACGUGACGGUGAGCUUGGGCGAUUAUAAAACCUUUUUGGAAGACAAAAUUAUCUCAGCACCCAUAAUUUUAUUGGUCACUGGAUGCGUGAUAUUUUUGGUUUCGUUUUGCGGAUGUUGUGGAGCCAAACGGCAAUCGACGUGUCUUUUGAAAACCUACAUCUUCGCUCUUGUUGUGGUGACAGUAUUGGCGGUGACAGUUGGAUGUCUCGCAGCCAUUUACAAUGAAGAUUUCAAAGACGCUCUUCAGAAGGCACUGCAAAAAUCAUUGGACAAAGGAGAAGAAGAUCUAGAUGCUUGGGAUGCUUUGCAAGAAAAUUUCGAAUGUUGUGGUAUACAUGGUCCAAGUGACUGGAAAGUCAUUCCAAAACCGGAGAGUUGUAAAGAUUAUAAACAAGGUUGUCUUGAAAAAUUAGAAGAUUUGGUUGCUGACAAUGCAAAACUUCUCAUAGGUAUUGCUUUUGGGCUUUUAGCAAUAAAAGUACUUGGAAUCAUUUUUGCAAGUUGCCUAAUCACUGGCAUAAGGAAGAAGCAUCAAACAUAUUAAAUAGUAACAUGAAGUAGAACCACAAAUAAGUAAAUUAAAGCACAAAAAUUUAUCAAGUGAACCCUGAUCAGUCCUUCAGAGCAAAACAAUAAACUUUUAAUCUUUGAUACGUGAUAACUAUUUCAAUUUUUUAAUUGAGAUUAUUUUAAAUUUUCCCUAUUUUUAUACCAAUCAUAUAAAUAUGAUAUUUUUUUAAUAAAUAAUAAAUAAUUAUUGAAUUUGAA